AUGGCCCGCGAUAUCCUGAACGCCGCCAAAUCGGUCUCAAAGACAGUCAAUGUGUUUCCAAUCGGCCAGAAAUACUCUCUUCGGUCUACCGGUAUCUGGGAGCGGAUCCGUCGCGUCCUUGCCGUAGACCCCGACCGCUCAACCGGUAUCCCAUUGAACUCGCAGUUCCGUCUCCCGACCCCUGGGUCUGUGCCUCCCUUGGCCUACGAUGAUCCUGUGACAAUUCCAGCAGGUGACCUUGCCGACAACCCAUACUGGAAGCGAGACGUCCGAAGAAACUACCCUCAGCUGAGCACCAUCAGCCAGGCUGAUGCCGUGAGCCUUCUCACAGUCGGCAGUCAAGCAGCUCCUAAGGAUGAUAUCUUGCAGAUUGGAGAGGCAGGAGAGAAGCAACUGGUAUCGGUCAAGGAACAAGGUGAGGAGCGAGGCUUGGCUGCGCUCUUCGAGAAGGAUCAAAAGAGCAUUCAGGGUGUGCUGGGUGCCAACGGCCUGCCCCCUACACCUUGCAACAUUAACCCUACUCCACAGCCUUUGCAAUCAAAAUAUGAGAUUGGUAGUGAGCACGGUUACCCCGAUGUUUACCCUUGCCGCACUUUUGUUUAA
Messenger RNA from Penicillium verhagenii, 603 nucleotides. RefSeq lists its product as uncharacterized. Bases 1 to 603 code for a protein of 200 amino acids. The record is from RefSeq and is a predicted model, not a curated record. The transcript has 3 exons. NCBI's taxonomy places the organism in Eukaryota, Fungi, Ascomycota, Eurotiomycetes, Eurotiales, Aspergillaceae.